GACUUGUUGACAGUCUUGCAGUAAAUUAUUUUCGCCUGCCGGCAAUGAUCACGCUUCUUUUGGUUCUGGAUUGACCGUCUUGUCAUCCCAUAUAUUUUUCUUUCGCGCCGCUCCUUGGUCUCUAAUCUUCACCGUUGACUGACAGGAAGUUGGUAUUUUAAUUAUAUCACACUUUUAUUGGUUGCACCUUGUCUGACUCUGCAGUUGAGUGAGGUUCGGGCUCUUUGUCAGUGAAGGUGAUAGCUGGUGGCAGAUUGGGUUUGCACAUGAGGAUCUUCACAUGUUACCACCUUUCUCCCCCACGGUCGUUCUCCGCCAUGUCUUGCGGAUCGCUGUUCCUCUCUCGGUAGCACUUACCGUCUACCUCUACCUCUACCCCAUCUUUUCGACAUGCGGCUUUCCGCUGCCGCCUAACGCAGAUGGUAAAGCUCCUAGUGCGCGCGAGAUCUUUUGGGAGACGGUAAAGCUGCAUUACCCUGUGCUGGGAAAGUCGGCAACCCAAAGCAAUGUUUCCGAAAGCAGCGAAGAAUGGGUCGAGGAAGGAUCCGAAACCCCGAACGUCGCAGUACCCCGUGCGCCCGGCCGAAAUGCACCAUUCCGCCUCCUCGCCUUGGGCGAUCCGCAGUUGGAAGGCGACACGUCCCUCCCGAGCCACUACAUGGCCUCGCUGUUCCCGCACAUCGGCAAGGUCUGGCGAGACGCAACCUUCCAGACAUCCCACUACUCGCUACGCUGGCGCAUACGGCAGAUCAUCCACGACUUUAUCGACAUAUUCUGGAUCGACUUCUUCAACAACAUCGAGUCCAUCCGGAAGCGCAUCGACCUGUACGGAAACGAUUUCUACCUGGCCCAUAUAUACCGCUCGGUGAACUGGUGGACCAGACCGACACAUGUCUCGGUCCUCGGAGAUCUGCUUGGCAGCCAGUGGCUCACUGAUGAGGAGUUUGACCGGCGUGCAGACCGCUACUGGAACAGGGUGAUGCGCGGAGCGGAGCGGGUCCCGGACGAGGAGGCGACCUACCCGGCGGACGAGUACGACCUGGCGGGCUUUCUCCACAGCGGGGAUCCGCGCCUGCCUCCCAACAAUGGGACAAACGCUGUUUGGGCGAGGCGCGUGAUCAACAUCGCGGGCAACCACGAUGUUGGGUAUGCGGGCGACAUCAACGAGGACCGGAUGGCCCGGUUCGAGCGCCGCUUCGGCAAGGCCAACUACGAGCUACGCUUCGAGAUUCCCACCUCGGCUCUGUCUCCAAGGGCAGCGGCCACCGUCUUUGACGCCGAAGAAAACCCCCACUCUGACCGCCUCCUGCCGGAGCUCCGCCUCGUGGUCCUCAACAGCAUGAACCUCGACACGCCGGCCAACUCAUCGGAGCUGCAGGACGCGACGUACUCGUUUAUCAAUAACGUGAUCAACACGGCGUCGGCCGUCGAGUACAAGGGACACUUUACCGUGAUCAUGACGCACAUACCGCUGCACAAGCCCGAGGGCGUAUGUGUCGACUCGCCACUGUUCCAUUUCCACGACCACGACGGCAGCCUGCGCGAGCAAAACAUGCUCUCAGUCGACGCUAGCAAGGGCUUCCUCGAGGGCAUCCUCGGUAUGAGUGGCGACUCCAUGGCCCCAGGCAACGGGCGGGGACGGAAGGGCGUCAUCCUCAACGGCCACGACCACGCCGGUUGUGACACGUACCACUUCAUCAACCAAUCGCAUGGCGACGGCCCUGCGGACCGCAGCUGGGAGGCCAGGCGUUGGCGCGAGGCGGCGCUGAGGAGGAAGGCUCCCGAGGGUGCCGCGGCGGGCGAGGACCAGCCCCUGAUCGGCAGGCCCGACCACCCCGGCGUGCGCGAGAUCACGGUCCGCAGCAUGAUGGGCGACUUUGGCGGCAACGCGGGCCUACUGAGCGCCUGGUUCGACGAGGACGCCUGGGAGUGGCGCUUUGAGUACGCCACCUGCCCACUCGGCACCCAGCACCUGUGGUGGUUCGUUCACAUCCUGGACCUUCUCGUCGUCGUCGGCAUCCUCGCUUACCCUGUGGUCACGGUCGCGGAGAGCAUGGGAGUAUUUGCGACGGCUCUGGAAAAGUCCGGCGGUAAGGUCCGUGGACCCGCAACGGCCGGCAAAGCAGAGAAUAAUGAAACAGCUGUCAAGGUUGAGAAGCCUGUCGUCAAUGCAAAGGCUGGGCCUAAUGGGACGCUGGCACAGCCCUCGAUUGCUCCUUUAUGACGCUGUUUAUCAGCACUCUGACCGUCAUUAUGAAGCGGGCGAGUGCUGUUCAGCAGCGUCUGUAAUUUCUUCUGUAGUAUAUACCCUUUCAUUUUGUCUUAAUUACUCAUGUCGUCAUGUUUUUUUUUGUCGCGUAAUCUCUCCUUCGUAAUAAAGCACAAGCAAACAUUAAACAUCUAGAAGAUCAAAUCAAGAACCCAAUCUCGCGAGCGAA
This is a messenger RNA of Pyricularia oryzae 70-15, 2438 nucleotides long. RefSeq lists its product as uncharacterized. The record is from RefSeq and is a predicted model, not a curated record. The transcript has a single exon. Lineage: Eukaryota; Fungi; Ascomycota; Sordariomycetes; Magnaporthales; Pyriculariaceae. Gene Ontology annotation, cellular component: endoplasmic reticulum. The coding region runs from base 281 to 2224 and encodes 647 amino acids. Gene Ontology annotation, biological process: GPI anchor biosynthetic process.